AGACUAAUUAAAUCAUCCAUUUCACAAACCACAUACAUUAAUCCUAGUUUUUCUAAAUUAUUAUUAUCUCUAAAUUCUCUCUUUUUUAUUUAAGGAAAAACAAGUAUGUCUGGAGAACACCACCACCACCACCUCUUCCACCACAAGAAGGAUGAUGAUGAGAACAACACUCCUGUGGAAGCUGUUGUCUUGACUGACUCCACCACCUAUUCCGACACCGCUUACAGCAGUGGAUACACCGAGACCACUACCACCGCGGUUGUCGGGUCCGACGAUAAGGACUAUGAGAAGGAAGAGAAGCACCACAAGCACAAGGAGCAUAUGGGUGAGCUUGGUGCUGUUGCUGCUGGUGCCUUUGCUUUGCAUGAGAAGCAUAAGGCGAAGAAAGACCCAGAGCAUGCUCACAAGCACAAGAUUGAGGAGGAAAUCGCGGCGGCUGCUGCAGUCGGGGCUGGUGGCUAUGCAUUCCAUGAGCACCAUGAGAAGAAGGAAGCCAAGGAUGAGCAGAAAGAGCAUGAAGGAAAGCACCACCACCACCUGUUUUAAGUCAAUUGAGACUUAAUUUAAUGAACAUUUUAUUAAAUUUGUUCAUUAUUAACUAUUAUAUGCUCUACUAUUUCUUUGUGUUUUAGCUCUAUGAUGGCUUUGUGAUUGAGAUGAUUAAUUCGGUUUUUAUAUCCGGUUUCCGUUUCUCAUGUAAUACAUAUAAUCGUUUAUAAUAAAAUUUACUAAUAAUAAUUUUCAUAAA
Messenger RNA from Chenopodium quinoa (quinoa), 748 nucleotides. RefSeq names its product abscisic stress-ripening protein 2-like. The coding region runs from base 106 to 546 and encodes 146 amino acids. The transcript is spliced from 2 exons. NCBI's taxonomy places the organism in Eukaryota, Viridiplantae, Streptophyta, Magnoliopsida, Caryophyllales, Amaranthaceae. The record is from RefSeq and is a predicted model, not a curated record.